This is a messenger RNA of Amphibalanus amphitrite, 4723 nucleotides long. RefSeq lists its product as uncharacterized. NCBI's taxonomy places the organism in Eukaryota, Metazoa, Arthropoda, Thecostraca, Balanomorpha, Balanidae. Gene Ontology annotation, molecular function: nucleic acid binding. Bases 62 to 4087 code for a protein of 1341 amino acids. The transcript has 2 exons. The record is from RefSeq and is a predicted model, not a curated record. Gene Ontology annotation, biological process: DNA integration.
GGUUUGUGGAGUGUGCCAGAAUGGGAGGCAUGGCCUCUCUGCAUGCCCCACUUACAGGAGCAUGGAUGUCGCCUCACGCUGGAGGGCUGUCAGACUGGAGGGCCUGUGCUAUCAGUGUCUGGGGCCACACAUGGUGCGAGUGUGCACAAGCUCUACAUGUCCCAGGUGCGGUGAGGCUCACCACUCAUCUCUGCAUGAUGCGGGAGGGUCAGCUGCCCCUGUGCGCCCACCUGCUGCCCCUGUGCGCCCACCUGCUGCCCCUGUGCGCCCACCUGCUGCCCCUGUGCGCCUGCCUGCUGCCCCUGUGCGCCCGCCUGCUGCACCGGCUCGCCAGGGCUUUGCUCGUCAGUCGCCCGCUGCGCCCCACCCGCCUCGUGCUGUUGACCGCUCAAUGCACGCUGUAACGUGUACAGCGCCUGCUGCUGCUGCUGCAUGGUCGCCUGGCUGGCCUGACCAUCUGACCUUCCAGGACAGUCAGACGCCAGCGUGGACAGAGAGAGCGCCUGUUGAGCAGCCGUCUGGAGGUGAAGUGACUGGGCACACCUCUGCCGUCGGUCCGUCCGUCCAGUCGCCCAGCGCAGCUGCCGUCCAGCCGCCCUGCCAAGCCACCAGCCCUGGUCAGGGUAAGCACCUUUACAAUGUGAACGCUCAGAGCAGCUGCUUUGUUCAGACCGUGUUGGUAGAGGUCAGUGGACCGGGAGGUGUGUGCCAGGUGCGCGCACUCAUCGAUGGAGGCUCUGACUCUUCGUUUAUCAGGUCGUCUCUAGCAGAGAAGUUGGGCCUGGAGACUGAGGAGCAGGGAGUCUUCGCCUGCGUCGGGUUCAUGGAGAGGACUGAGGAGGCCAGAGUCUACGACCGAGUGUCAGUUAAGUUGACUGGCAGACAAGGAGGUGAGGCCACACUGUCUUUUUGGAAAACUGAUCGCCUGUGUGUACCUGUUGGGACGUACAGCCUGCCUGAGAACCUGUCGCUGCCCCCAAGUGUCGUGCUCGCUGAUGACUACCGUGAGGGGCCUGUGGAUCUGUUGAUCGGGUGUGAUCAGAUCUACCAGGUUGUGAUGUGGGACCAAGUGGAGGUUGGGCCCGGACUGCGCCUGAUUGAGACGGUGUUUGGUCAUGUUCUCCAUGGGCAGGCACAGAACCAGCAGACUGAACAGAGGCGCGUCUACCGCUGUCAGCUGGCUGACGUGGAGAGGAUGUGGAGCCUGGACGCCGUGGGAAUCUCGGCGAAGGAGACUGCAGACGAGGUGCCACCUGAGCCGACCUGGAACCCAGAGGAGCAGCGUUACGAGAUGGGUCUGCUCUGGAAGUCGGACAGCAGGCCGGCCUCCAACCUGACGUCUACGGAGCUACGCACCCGACGUCUGGUCUCCAAGAUGAGUACCGACGAGCUCGACAGGUAUGAUCGUCAUAUCUCCGAGUUGAUUGUGAACGGUGUGGUUGAGGAUGCCCCUCUCACAGAUGACCCUGAUGACGCCUUCUUCCUGCCGCACCGGGGUGUUGUCCGGGGUGAUAAGCUGAGAGUGGUUUUCGACGGGUCCGCUCCUGAUGCUACCGGGUGGAGCCUGAACGAGUACCUGAGCCCGGGGGAGAACCUGUUGAGCCGUCUUCCCUCUGUCUUGCUGAACUUCCGCACCAAUGCUGUUGGUUGUCAGGCAGACAUUCGAGCCGCCUUCCACCAGAUCGUCCUGAAGGAGGAGGACAGGCGCUACGUGCAGUUCCUGUGGGGAGACCGCCACCUGCGCUUUCAGAGGGUCCCGUUCGGCGUAUCCUGUUCGCCGUACAUGCUGUUGCGCACUGUGUGCUGCCAUGUCCGCCAGUGCCUUGUCUCCCAGCCGGAGCUGAUGCAGAAGGUGCAGGGAGCGCUCUACAUGGACGACCUGUGCCCGACGUUCGGCACCAGAGAAGAGGCGGCUGCUGGGAUGAAGGAAGUCAGCAGCGUCUUCAGCAAGGCCAGGAUGGAGCUGCACAAGACCCGCACCACAGGUGAUGUGUCCUCCGAGGACUCAAAAGUGUUGGGUCUGGCGUGGAACACAGAGACUGACAGACUCGCUGUGACCGUGCCUGAGAUGUUGUGUCCUCGCACCUGGGGUGAGCUUCUGUCCGCAGUGGCAAAGCCGUUUGACCCGUUGGGCCUGCUCACCCCGUGGCUCGUCAGAGGGAAGGCUCUGUUCCAGCGGACCUGGUCGGUGGAGCUGACGUGGGACGAGCCGCUGCCUGACGCGCUGCAAGCAGAGGUCGCCGCCUGGUGGCAAGAUUCUGCCGGCAGCACAGUCUCCUUCCCGCGUGCUGCGAUGAUCGGUGAGACCAGUCUGGGCACGCAGUAUCAUGUCUUCUGUGAUGCCUCCAAGACCGCCUACUGUGCCACUGUGUAUGUCUCUCAGGGUGGGGAGUCGCAGUUGUUGAUCUGCAAGGGACGACUGGCGCCGAUCAACCCGAGCCUGACUGUCCCCCGGCUCGAGCUGAUGGCGGCGCUGACCGGGGCCCGACUUAUGGCCUUCGUGACUGAGUCACUGUGUCUGUCAGCACCCAGUGUGACGUACUGGACUGAUUCGACAGAUGUCUUGUGUUGGAUCAAGAGUGACAAACUGUUCCGCGUGUUUGUUCAGAACCGUGUGACUGCCAUCAGAGAGCUGACCGAUCCUGACCGCUGGCGGUUUGUCCGGGGGCUUGAGAACCCAGCCGACCUGGGUACGAGGGGCAUCACCCUGUCUCAGCUCGCAGUGUCUGCGAAGUGGUGGAACGGCCCGCCGUUCCUCGUGACCUCUGACCUGCCUCCUCAGCCAGACCCGGUGGAGACGGUGAGCCCUGAGGCCGACGUGGAGGAGAGGAGGGUGGCUCCUGUGACUCGUAGCCACCCUGUGAUGCAGAACGUGCCGUCGGUAGAGACUGCUGAUGACGCGUUCCAGGCCACCGAUUUCUCAGAUCUUGGAGCCGCCGUGAACAGGAUCGCGUGGCUGAAGAGGUUCGUCCACAACGCCCGGAGUCCUGAGACUGAACGUCAGUCCGGACCGCUGUCGCCAGAGGAGAGAAGAGAGGCGCUCGUGUACUGGAUCCGGGAGGCCCAGCGGCGCGCCUUCCCGGAGGAGCUGCGUGCGGGCACGAGAGUGACGCUCGCGCUCCUGUCAGGCGAGUACUUCAUCCGCAGGAGGACGGUGCGCCGAGUGCUGGGGACCUGCUUCAGGUGCCGGCGGUACAGAGGACUGCCCUACCGAGCUGCGGACGGCCGUCUGCCUGCAUUCAGGUCAGAAGUCUCGCGCCCAUUCUCCAAGGUGGGAAUCGAUUACUUUGGCCCUCUGUAUGUGGAUAGAGACACCAAAGUGUGGGCGCUGCUGAUUACCUGCGCUUCGUCUCGUGCCGUCCACCUGGAACUGGUGCGGUCUCAGAGUGCCGCUGAUCUCACCCUGGCGCUCAGGCGUUUCAUGGCCCUGCGAGGAACGCCCAGUCUGAUUGUCAGUGACAAUGCCCGUACUUUCCGUGCUCUCGUCAGUCAUGUGCCACGGUCAGUCAAGUGGCGCUUCAUCCCCGAGGCCGCCCCGUGGUGGGGCGGGUUCUGGGAACGGCUCGUCGGUGUGACCAAGAGCGCCCUGAAGAUAACGUUGCACCAGUGCCACCUGUCGUAUGAUGAACUGGCUGUGACGCUGUAUGAACUUGCGUUUCACCUCAACCUGAGGCCCCUGACCCCUAGUGAUGGAGAUGAUUUACUUACCCCUGCUCACCUGUUGUUUGGGGUUACCACCAUCUCCGGUGUGGUCUGUCCCAGUCUUGACUCUGACUCCCAUGUGGGCAGGACCUGGCGUAACCGGCGCCGUGUGAGUGACUGUCUCGUCCGUCGGUGGACGACCGAGUACCUCGAGACGCUGAGAGGCUGGGCCGCGUCACCGCGCGGCCGCCCCACUCGCCUGCCCGCGGUCGGCCAGGUCGUCCUGCUGCAGGGCGAAGGACGCCGGGGCACGUGGCCCCUCGCCCGGGUGGUGUCGCUCAUCCCGGGACCGGACGGCCGCUGCCGAGCGGCUUUUCUCCGUGUGCGCGGCAAGCUAACGCGGCGGCCAAUCUCCCGACUCUUCAGUCUGGAGGCCGCCGAGUAAGACUCUCGUCCGCGCGCCUGUCGGUGUGUGCGCGGAAUGGCGACUGACGUGCCCGAGUGCCGAGUUGUGAGCUCGGAAUGGCGACUGACGUGUCAGAGUGCCGAGUUGUGCGCGCGUCAGAACCAGAGUUCCGUUUCUGUGUGCGCUGAUUGCACGUGGUUGUGCUCAGUAUGUCAUGUGAAGUGUCGAGACGGGUUUAAGCGCUGUGAUUUGUUUUGUGAGUCUGUCUGCGCACUUGUAUCGUCGCGAAGCGCCGAGCUGGCUGCUCGCGGUCCGCCCUGUGUUGCCGACGCUUGAGCAUUGGCUUUUGCGAAGUAACCAGAGUUACUUCGGGUGGGGAGUAUGUCGUGUGUUCGAGCCCUUUUCCUUUAUCCUCCCCGUGCCUAUACUAGUUUCCUUUCCGACUUUUAAAGUAUCCUCUGUCUGGUAGCCCGUCCUGAAUCCUUCACAUUGCGCUGUAUAAACCGAGUUGAUUUCGCCCCCGUUUCGUCCUCGUGGUGGAGUUCCGCCCUGACUGCCGCCGUGAUUGUGACGCCGCCACGUGUUGAGAGUGUUGGGAGUCGCCGCCGCCGCCGAAGAGAAUAUAAAGUAAAAUCAAUUCAACUCUUUCUUGACAACGAACCGGCUAUUUUUUAU